This is a messenger RNA of Numida meleagris (helmeted guineafowl), 4268 nucleotides long. RefSeq names its product nuclear transport factor 2 like export factor 2 (gene NXT2). Gene Ontology annotation, biological process: protein import into nucleus. NCBI's taxonomy places the organism in Eukaryota, Metazoa, Chordata, Aves, Galliformes, Numididae. The record is from RefSeq and is a predicted model, not a curated record. Gene Ontology annotation, cellular component: nuclear pore central transport channel. The coding region runs from base 823 to 1164 and encodes 113 amino acids. The transcript is spliced from 6 exons.
CGAGCCCGCGCGUGCCGCGUCCCUCAGCGCUGCGUCCCGCCGGCCCCGGGUGACGGGCCGCCCGCUGCCUCUCGGCGGGACGCUGUUCUCCGGCUGCGAUAGCUGAAACCGUCGGCAGAGCCGAAGCUCUGCGAUCGGUGCCCGCAGGAUCCCUCCCCGCAGGGCCUCGCUGCCCGUAGCGGUGGCCUCGCCACGCCGCGCUGGGGGAGGCAGGGCUGAGCCGGGUGAGCCGCCGGGGCUCUCCUCUGCUGCUCCUUCCUCCGUUUCAACGUCGCGCAGCGCUCUUGUGACAAAGUGCAGCUGUUCUCAUGUAAUCGUUGCUGGCUGGCGCUUUUUAGUCUAUUUUCGGUGUUACCGUACACCUGCGUUGCCGUGAGGCAGCGCGCUUUUGUUGCAGUGCAACGCCCCGAGGUGCGGGGCUGCCCCGUGCCCGCCCGGGCCGUGGCUCCGCUGGACGCGCGCGUCGUGUCUGUGGCAGCCAGAGCUGAGCGGGCCCCCAGCCGUGUCCCCUGUAGAGCUGUUCCACCCCUGAAAUAAGCAAUUGUAAAGGGAAAUCAAGAUCCCCUCUUCAUGUCUCUUGAUCUUCACCGGACUAGAAGAACCUGUCGUUCUUAAAUCUGGAGGACACAACCGUGAGCUGGUACGACACUGCAAAGCGAUACAAUAUACUGCUGAAGCCAUUGUCAGAAUUUCAGUCUGAAAUUUUGAGAUAAAAGGAUGAGUGCAAAGAGAAUUACCUGUCAAGUCUGAAAGGAUUUCAAAACCUAUGUGGAUCUAGCCUGAAGAGCUGCAGAAGAAUUUGUCAAUAUUUAUUAUGAGACAAUGGAUAAAAGAAGAAGGGCUUUGACCAGGCUGUAUUUGGACAAAGCAACACUGAUUUGGAAUGGUAACGCGGUGUCUGGGCAAGAAGCGCUGAAUGAGUUUUUUGAAAUGUUGCCAUCCAGCGAAUUCCAGGUUAAUGUGUUGGACUGCCAGCCUGUUCAUGAGCAAGCUACUCAAAGCCAGACAACAGUCCUCGUGGUGACUUGUGGGACAGUAAAAUUUGAUGGCAACAAGCAGCGCUACUUCAACCAGAACUUCUUGCUGACAGCACAAGCCACAUCUAACAGCACAGUAUGGAAGAUUGCAAGUGACUGUUUCCGCUUUCAGGACUGGGCCAACUAGUGAGGAUCAGCUAUGGAAGUGACCUCUCAUUCCACGUCAUGAAGCUAGCUGUUCAGUUGGCCACUCUCUGAGCGUGGGCUGUGCUCAAUCUUCGUGUUGCAUCUGUCAUUAUGGAAGGUCUGCGGAUGUCUCAGGCUCAAUCCCAAUGGCCAUGGCUUUAAUAAUAAACAAUCUGAAAAUGUAACGGGUUGCUCAUGUUAGUUGAACCUAAUGAAAUGCUGAAGGAGUUGAACCUAAGGAAAUGCUGAAGGUAAUGAGCUGUGUUGAAAUCAUUCCUAAAAUGCCUUACGUGCAGCUGUGCUGCCACUUACGGACUUUUUGUAUGUAAUGCAGAAACUUUGUUUGAACACAAAAUUCUCUUAUUGUAUAAUUCUGACCAAACAUGUAACUGCUUCAACUUGAAAAGGCCUGUUUUUACAGUAGCAUCUUACCUCUUUUGAAGAAGAUGCAUGUGACGUGUGUAUAGAAUUCUCAAAGCUACCUGCUCCUGGUUGUAAGAGGCUUGUGAGGAUGGGCGAUUAUUUCUGCUCUUUGUGAAAGUUGCAAAUACAGCCUGUGAGCGUAUAAUCUCUCAAGUAGUCCGUUAGAAAGCUAGUGGUACCUUCACUGAUAUCAAAGGACUGCAUCUUGUCAGGUUUCCUUUUGACUUAAGCAUCUCAGAAUUUGGUUGUGGUUAAUUUAUAUUGAUCCAUAUAUAGGGAAUACUGAAUAACUCAGAACUCCAGUGCCAACAACUCUUGUCAGAAGCGUGUCAAGGACUUCAGCCACAGUUUUUCUUUUGAAGUCUUGUAAUGGAAGAAGUAGGUCAGUAACAUCAUUUCUGUCUGCUUUUACUGUCAAUUCUGUCUCUGUGAAGGAUGGCAUAUUCUUCCCAUCUAAAGUCUGCAAUUUUUGAAUCCCUGUUAUCUUUUCAGGAAAUAUUGUAAUAAAAAAAAAAGACACUAAAGGUGUGUAUUACUGUGAAGCCUUCAAUUUUUCUCUUCAGCAGUGCUAUUCAGAACAGGUUCUUUGAUUACUGUUAACUUAGAAAAAGCAGCUCUGAACACAAGUACCAUCUUCCUUGCCUGCAGGUUUUUACAGUUUUGAUGUUUCUAUAACAUUUCCCUUAUUUAUUCAUUCUAUUGUAUUUUUUUUUUCUUGCUUUAAAACUACAGCAGCUUUCAUAGAAUAGUUAUUGAUUGCAGGCUAGAAGAUUGCCCAUCUUAACUUGGGAACUUAUAAAGUAAAUCUGAAUAUAAAUGCUUUUAUACAGUUAUAUGUGAUAGUACACUUGCUAAUGAAAACACAUGAGGGGAAAUUGUUACGGCUGUUGCAGUGACAGCAGCAGCAAUUAGGACUGCAGCUCACUUAGUUUUCUUACAUACAUUGGAAAACUGUGAAAAUGAGCAGUAUCUAACUUGUAUAAAAUACUUGUGGUUGGCGUAAUAUUAUCCUACAGUUAAUGGGAUACUUAGGUGAAAUGAGUGGCUUUAUGUCAUUUAAAGGUACUCUUUACAUCAGUAAGUUGAAAUUGGUAACCUGACUUACUUCAGGAGCUGCUGCUAUAGUGAGCGGUUUCUGAAGCUACUGGGUAACUAUUUGUUUUCAAGCUGAUGAACACUUGGUUUCUGCAAACAAUGUAAAAAAUCCAGAACUGAAAAUUGUAAAUAUUGUAAAUGCAUUGUCAUAUCUGUAUGUAGUGAAGAAAGGGUUGCUUUAUUUAAUUACUGUUUGUUCUUAACAGAAUACGCGAGGUUCAUAUAUUUGCGUUUCUUCUAUGAGUUUGAGAAGAGAGCCCUCAGUUUGCCUGUUUCUCAUAUAGCACUGUUGAACUGUGACACUAGUGUGCUGUGCUUUUCUUGUUUGUUCUUCAUUACAGUGGUAGUGUUACAGUCUGCUUACGUACACCAAACAGGUUUUGUCUCUUGAAAUUUAGUGAUGGGUGCACCUGUAGCAUUUACUUUUAAACUCUGAAUGCGUUUACCAGGACACACACUUACACUUACACCCGAUAAGCUUGUUUUGGGAGUAAAUACUUAUUGGAUAUUUUGAUCCGAGUUCUAAUUUGUAUACUAAUUUUGAAGCGCUUUUCUAUGCAGAGUGGGAGAUUUUUGAAUAUCUGAGACAAUGUUUCAAUCGUUUUAUUCCUAGUGAUUAUUUUCAUGCUAUUUAAAUAUACAUUGCUUUUAAAUCUGACUUCUGCAAUUUAUAUUAAAAAAAAAAGACCUACCUGAUAUGUUACUUAGGAGGCUUCCUAUCUAGCUGUUCAGACCCAGUUUAUACUCUUAUUUAGUAAGAUGUGAAGUUGGAAUUGGACUUGGUGUGCAUAUGGGGAUAUUGGGAGGAAAAUUUAUUAGAGAUGAAUUGCCUUAGCGUAGGGGGAAGUACCAGCUGUGCGCUAUUUACAGACAAAAAAAUCUCUUUCAAAGAAGCUGGAUAAGUUAGGGAUGCUGCAGCUUGUUACCACUUCUGUGGUGAAGUUAACAGAAGAAAACAUACAACUGCUUUUUUAUUCCAUUAAGUACCAGUCUGUGCUGGUUUAAUGUUCCCUCUUGCUGACUGUGGUGUAAUACCUGAAGUUUACGCCAGGAAUCUGUGAAGUGAGCAUGGUUAUGCUCUGAACUGUAACCAGGAGCUAAUACUAGCUCAGUUUUGCUUCAUCCCAAGUCAGUAAUGUUCAGUCAAACAGUGAAACAAAGCCAGGUGAAGAGCUGAGUGCUUCCGCAUGCUAAGCUGUGGCAGCUGAAGUCUUGACAGAUAUUCUGUUUUGUGUGUAUUCCCUGUAUUGUCUCUAUAAGUCACUGUUCUUAAUGUCGCUUUGUUAUUCUACCAUACUGCAGUUAAAUUGACCUAAAAUACUUGUACUGUUUCUUGGAAUAGAGAAAAGUGAUUUGUUCUCCUGAUGCAAAUGACACUUUUGAUAUGCAAACAUUUCAUUACCCUGACUGGGAAAAAGCACACUAUAAAAGAAAUGCUGUUUUAUCAGCACUUGAGUAUAUUUUGUAAGUUUACAAAGUUGUUUAAAGACCUCUUGUAAGAUUCCAUUUUUAAAAGAGUAAGCCCCUUUUUUUUCCUUAAGGCAUUUUCAUAGUUUGUUCUUAAGAUAUUAAAAGUUCGGGAAAUAA